Messenger RNA from Trichobilharzia regenti, 1582 nucleotides. NCBI's taxonomy places the organism in Eukaryota, Metazoa, Platyhelminthes, Trematoda, Strigeidida, Schistosomatidae. The record is from the annotation of a GenBank genome assembly.
GGGAAAAUCUACUUCGUUCCGUUUUCAUCCCGUGGUUGUCGGCAUACGAUAACCAACCAAUAUUGAGAAUUCCUCCCUCUGUGUGUUCUGGUUGAAUUCUUGUAAUUCAGUCAUCUCGAAACACUAAUACUACUAGUACAAUUAAUUACAACAUUUUGGCGUCGCAAUGGAACUAAAUAACCUUGAAAAGUUUCCUAUAAAUGGUUCACCGCGGGAAAUCCCUGAUUAUCUUGAAUGCUUCGACGCAUGGUGCAUUUCAAAGAAUGUUCGGGAUGACAAAAUACCAGCAUAUUUCAUCACUGCUAUUGGGCUAGAUGCAUAUAGCCUAGUGAAGACUCUGUCGUUUCCAGAUAAUCCCCUUUCUCUGUCAUAUGACAAGCUCCGUAAACUUCUGAUACAUCACUUUCAUGUAACUACUUUUGAGACCAGAGAGAGGGCUCAGUUCAACAAACUGGUCCGUUCUCCCAACCAGAAGAUUAGAGACUUCAUUCUUCAACUUCAAAUACAAGCUUCAAGGUGCAAUUUUGGAAAUCAGCUGCAUACUCAACUACGUGAUCGUCUAAUUGCUGGAAUCAAUAUUCCUAAGUUAGAGAAAGAGUUAAUUCAGAUUCCUUCUUGUACUUUUCAAACUGCUAAAGAUUUAUGUAUUACAUAUGAAGAUGUCAAUGAUGAAUACUCUGCUCCCAAUACGUCAGUAUCUGAUAUCAUGCUUUCCAAAGUCGACAAUACAAGUGUUCAUGUAAUAGAAUGCAGCGAGAGAGCAAAAACAUUAAACCGUGUUUUUCUUAUGGAAAGAUUCAUCCACGAAGCACUUGCUGUUGUCAGGGUGCUAAGUGUCAUAAAUAGGGGAAAGUUGGACACAUCAAAUCUGUUUGCAGAAGUUCGAAUACUUAUGUUACUCAGCAUUCUUAUAGUUCUCCCAAUUUGUCUAGUAAAAUGGAGUCAAUGUGUCUUUCAACUUUUCAAAAUACUCAAUCUCAUCCAAUGUAAACCAUCACUACAAGUUCAGCAGCUCAAGCGUCAACUGUAUCACGUGUCUUCAAAAAUGAGGUAGCCAAGUUACACUGCGAACUGUCGAAAACACGAAAAAAAGUGAGUGAAAUGGAAGCUGGUUGGUUGUCUAUUCAUCAAUAGCUGACUGAGAUGAGAGACCAACUGAUUAAAAUGGAGGAAUUGCUGCAUAGAUUGUGUUUGUUGAACGCAGAGCAUACAAGUACCCAUUAAAGUCCUGCAAAACCAUUCAAAUCUCGAAUUCUCAGAAAGCAUCUGAUGUCCAUGACUUCUAAUGUACAUUAUUACAAAGGGAAUGACUAUAGACCUUCUGUUGGAAUCUUACUACAAAAAAUGGGAAAUCGAGUGGUGAAGAUAUUAGAAAUCAAAGGUCACUCAAUUCAUAACAGACACCUGGAUCAAGUGAGAAUAAAUGAAAUAAUACGGAAAUCAUUCUAGAUGACACUGAUGGAAAUAAUAUCACAGAAUCAGUUAGAAGAUCGCAGAGACUGGCAAGCAAACCGCGAUAUCACUAUGAAUACGCAAGGAGAUACUCGACGUGUGGCGGAUGUGGUGAUUGACUAUUUCUAUC